GAAGGUCAGAAUUGAGAUUACUAGCAAUUCUUAUAUCAAAAAUCAUCAGUGUUUCUCUCUUUUAUGGUAAACACGUCGACCUCGUUAUCAAUAUCAGUUUUAUUUUUUUUUUUUUUUUAAGAUAUACUUCCACUUUCUGUACAAUGAGUUUGACUAGAGAAUGUUUCUUUCAUCGUGCUUACUUAUUCAGCUUUAGACCUUUCGAUACGAGUGUCAAGUGUUUCACGAAUUUCACAAAAUUUCUAUUUCAAACAAAUUCAUUUAUUAUAUAUUAUAAGUAAUAUAAUAUAUAUAUAUUUAUUUAUUUAUAGUGUAAACAUAAAGAUUUUUUUUAUGCACGUACGUAUGUAUUUAUUUCUAUUCGGCGUUCUAUUUUACUAGUGCAAAAAAAUUAGGAAAAGAAAAGAAAAAGAUUAAUUCAUUCCAAGGAUGAAAUUUGCGAUAAUCGGUGCAGGAUCGGCAGGUUUAGCUGCUCUACGACAUUUCACUUCCGGUAAUUACGAAGAUGAAGUUGUUUGCUAUGAGAAAACUGAAGAAAUCGGUGGUACUUGGGUUUACAGAGAAGAAACCGGUUUGGAUCGAUACAAUUUACCGAUUCAUACCAGCAUGUAUAAAAGUUUAAGGACGAAUUUGCCGAAAGAAGUAAUGGGGUUUCCUGAUUUUCCGAUACCAGAUCGAACAGAGAGUUAUUUAACACGCAAUGAAAUACUUAAUUUUCUUAAUUCUUAUUGCGAUCAUUUUAAAUUAAGACAAUACAUUCGCUUUCUUCAUAACGUCGAAUAUGUAGAACCGAUCUCGGGUGAUCGUAAAUGGUCGAUCAAGGUCAAAGAUUUAAAGAAUAAUAUUGUUCAAAGUGAGACAUUCGAUGCAGUUAUGGUUUGCAAUGGUCAUUAUUUCGAACCUUUUAUACCGAAUUUAAAAGGAAAAGAUAUUUUUCAAGGAAAUCAACUGCACAGUCAUGAUUACAGAGUACCAACCAUUUUUAAUGAUAAAACUGUCAUUGUAAUUGGUGCUGGUCCUUCUGGCAUGGAUUUAGCACUUGAAAUAUCAACGAAAGCAAAACGCGUAAUUUUAAGUCAUCAUUCAAAAGAUACGAUACUAACUCAAUUUCCCGAUAACGUGGUUCAGAAAACAGACGUCGUAGAAUUGACCGAACACGAUGCAAUUUUUAAAGAUGGUAGUAAAGAAAUUGUCGACGUUAUAUUCUAUUGUACAGGAUACAAAUACAGUUUUCCAUUUCUUUCGGAAAAAUGUGGAGUUCGGGUUGAUUCCAAUAUGGUAACUCCACUUUGGAAACAUCUUGUUUCUAUUGAAAAUCCUACUCUUGCUAUCGUAGGAUUACCAUUUUAUGUUUGUGCAUUUAGUAUGUUCGAUUUGCAGGUACGAUUUCUUCAACGUUUUUGGCACGGAGAGAAAACAUUUCCAGAGAAGACAAAAAUGUUGGAAGAAGAAUCGAAGGAAUUGGAAAAGCGUAUUAAAAAUGGAUUAAAUAAAAAACAUUUUCAUCAGAUGGGAGUUGAUCAAGGUCAAUAUUACGAUGAUUUGGCAAAUACAGCUGGUAUAACUCCGUUACCACCGGUGUUGACAAAAUUGCAUAAUGAAAGUAGUAAACGGUUUUUGGAUGAUUUAGUGCAUUACCGAGAAGAUAGAUACAAAAUUAUUGACGAUUAUAAUUUCGUACAACUUUAAAGAUAUAUUUUAUAAAAUAGGAAAAAGAAACACGAUUAUAUAUAUAUAAUUAAUUAGAAAAGAAAAGAUAUAGAGAAAAAAAAGAUGAAAUAAUUAAACGAUAAAGGUUCAUACACAGAUCUAAACUGUAUGUUAUAAACAAUAUGUUUUAUUAGUGUAAAAUGAAGACGAAAACAUUAUAAGUACUUAUAACUACACAGUACCAAUACAUAAAAAAUCUUUUCUCGUAAUGUUUCCAUGAAUUUUUGAUUUCUAGCAGGGCUUCUCAAAGCGUGAUUCGCGAAUACCCAUACAGGGUUGUAGAAAAUUUAACAAAACUAAAAAAAGUUGGUACAUUUUUGUUUGUCUUUUAAUAAUACGUGGUAAAAUUAUCUUUCUACGUAUACCAAAACAUUGUUCUUUUCGAAUAAAUUGUUAUUUAUGAUUUUAUUAUAGGCAAAUGUUUUAAAUUCGGGGAAAAUAUUUGCUCGAUUAAAUGGGAUGGUGUUGUAUAACAAAAACAAUUUGAGAAACCUUGAUUUAUAGAACUUGAAAAGAUUUAUUACAAGGUAUCGGAUAUUAAAUCCGAUUUUUGAUUUUAAAAUGAAAUCGCGUUUUUAUUUUUUAUGCGGUAGUUGUUUUCUUUUUUUCCCCUUGCCCCCCCCCUGGCCCCCGCCCCCAUUACCUGCAUAUACAAAAAUAAAUUACAAAUUAACAAUCGAACGUUUUAAACGUCUAAAUAUUGUUUCUUUUUAUUUCGAUGAGAUUUCAAAUAAAUGAUCAAUCAUUUUGGAAUAGCGACCAAAAAGAAGCAACGUUACAUAACAUGUACAAUGUGACAAGAAAAAUAAUAUUCCUGUAUUUUUUUUUUUACAUUUCACAGUUUAAAAUUCACAGCACGCGAUAUACAUAUUCUGCACAUUUUUCUUUUUCUUUUUUUUUUUUAAUUAAAUAAUUUUCCCUCAAACGCGCGUUUCAUAUUUUCAUUAAAAUGUGAAACUAACAUAAGACUAAAACUAAAAGGGUGUGGGUUGGGAGAUGUCUGUUACCAAAUUAAUAAAAAAAAUCAAGUAACAGUGAUGAAAGAAGCACAAGAUUAAUAGAUAAUAAAAAAAGAAAA
This is a messenger RNA of Polistes dominula (European paper wasp), 2788 nucleotides long. Its product is annotated as Flavin-containing monooxygenase 1. NCBI's taxonomy places the organism in Eukaryota, Metazoa, Arthropoda, Insecta, Hymenoptera, Vespidae. Gene Ontology annotation, molecular function: N,N-dimethylaniline monooxygenase activity; NADP binding; flavin adenine dinucleotide binding. The record is from RefSeq and is a predicted model, not a curated record.